Molecule: messenger RNA, 2460 nt
Organism: Rhineura floridana
Lineage: Eukaryota; Metazoa; Chordata; Lepidosauria; Squamata; Rhineuridae
Product: vomeronasal type-2 receptor 26-like
Exons: 6
Coding region: 52-2460 (802 amino acids)
Biological process (GO): G protein-coupled receptor signaling pathway
Cellular component (GO): membrane
Molecular function (GO): G protein-coupled receptor activity
Source: RefSeq, a predicted model, not a curated record
CCUAUUCUUCACAAAUAUUAUCACUCAGGAGACCUCCUUAUUGCUGGCAUAAUGUCUCAGGUCUAUAUAUUAUUAAAUGAGAUAACCUUCAAAGAACUUCCCUCUCCUAAGCUUUUUGAUGAUCAUAUCCAUUUCACAGCCAGCUGGACAUAUCUUGCCUCAAUGGAACUAUUAUCUAGGAGGGGAAAACUUAUCCCUAACUACAAGUGUGAUAUUGAGAACACCCCAAUAGCAGUCAUUGUGGGACCAAACUCUGACAUCAUUUUCUACAUGACAACUCUCCUGAGUAUCUUCAGUAUACCACAGGUCAUCUAUGGCUCUUCUUCUGUGACAAAUAACAACAUCCAAGGUGUUUUUUUCUACUGGAUGUUCCCCGAUGGGGCUUAUCAAUAUAAGGGGAUUCUCCAGUUACUGCUACAUUUCAGGUGGAAGUGGAUAGGGGUGCUUUCUCAGAGUGAUGACAAUGGGGAGAGAUUUCUACAAAGUAUUCUUCCCAUGUUUGCCCAGAUGGGUAUCUGCACUGAUUUUCUUGAAACUUUCCCCAAACUAGGCUUUUCUGGGGAGCUCAAUCAAAUGGUGGAGGAAAUGUCUGAAACAACUAGUAUUAUUAUGGGGAGCACUGCCAAUGUUGUGGUUGUUCAUGGUGAAAUUCAGACCAUUAUGGCAAUGAGAGUGAUCCCUAGUAUUGCAGAUACUCAGGAUAUACUAAUGCUAAACAAGGCAAAAGUCUGGAUAAUGACAGCCCAAAUGGAUUUCACAGCAUUUCCCUUUCAAAGAACCUGGGACAUAUAUUUUCUACAUGGUGCUAUAUCAUUUGAAGUUCACUCAAAGGAUUUUCUAGCAUUCCAGAAAUUUCUCCAAAUGAGAAGCCCUAUCUUGGAAAAAGAAGAUGGGUUUAUCCGGCACUUCUGGGAAGCAGCAUUUCUUUGCUCUUUACCCCCUCUUUCUUUAGAAAAUAAACAUGGGGAAAUCUGCACUGGAGAGGAGAAACUUGAGACUCUCCCUGGGUCUGUUUUUGAAAUGAGCAUGACUGCCCACAGCUACAGCAUCUAUAAUGCAGUCUAUGCUGUUGCACAUGCUUUGCAUGAUUUGCAUGCCACUCAUUCAUCCAAAUUCAAACAGCCAUCAAUGGUGGACAGACUAAGAUGGGAGCUUCUGAAUCAACAGCCCUGGCAGCUCCAUAAAUUUCUGAGCAGUGUCUCAUUUAAUAACAAUGCAGGAGAAGAAGUAUCUUUUGAUCAAAAUGGAGAAUUGGCCACUGGAUUUGAUAUUGUCAACUGGGUCAUAUUCCCAAAUGAGUCCUUUCUUAGAGCUAAAGUUGGAACAAUGGAGCCACAGGCUCACCCAGACAAGAGAUUAACCAUUCAUGAUGAUGCCAUUUUAUGGCCUAAAAGAUUCAACCAGGUUCAACCACUUUCAUUAUGUAAUGAGAAUUGCCAUUUUGGUUACAGUAGGACCAAGAUGGAAGGGAAGCCAUCUUGCUGCUAUGAUUGCCUGCCAUGCCCAGAGGGGAAGAUUUCCAGCCAGAAGGAUAUGGACGACUGUUUUGAAUGCCCUGAAGAUCAAUAUCCAAACAACGACCAGGAUAGAUGCCUUCCAAAAGAAAUAACCUUCUUGUCUUAUGGAGAACCUUUGGGGAUCACGUUGGCCACUUUUGCUCUCUCAUUUUCUGUCAUCACUGCAUUUAUAUUUGGAGUUUUUAUGAAGUAUAAGGAAACUCCCAUAGUCAAAGCCAACAAUCGGACCCUCACCUACACUCUCCUCAUCUCCCUACUGUUCUCCUUCUUUACAGUUUUUCUAUUCAUUGGCCAGCCUGAGAAGGUGACAUGCCUCCUUCGACAAACUGCUUUUGGUUUCAUCUUCUCAGUGGCAGUAUCUUGCAUAUUAGCCAAAACCACCAUUGUAGUUCUGGCAUUCAUGGCCACCAAGCCUGGAUCCAGGAUGAGGAAAUGGGUGGGAAACAGACUAGCCAGCUCUAUUGUCCUGUCCUGCUCCCUUAUUCAAGCUGCUAUUUGUAUUAUCUGGCUGAUAACUUCUCCUCCAUUCCCAGAUUUUGACAUGCACUCUGUAACAGAAAUGAUUGUAGUAAAAUGUAAUGAAGGUUCAAGUAUAAUGUUUUAUUGUGUCUUGGGCUUUAUGGGUCUCCUGGCCACUGUCAGCUUCACUGUGGCUUUCCUAGCCAGGAAGUUGCCUGACAGUUUUAAUGAAGCCAAGUUUAUCACCUUCAGCAUGUUGGUGUUUUGCAGUGUUUGGCUGUCCUUUGUUCCAACCUAUUUGAAUACCAAGGGGAAAUAUAUGGUGGCUGUGGAGGUUUUUUCCAUCUUGGCCUGCAGUUUUGGACUACUGGUGUGCAUCUUCUCUCCUAAAUGCUAUGUGAUUUUACUGAAGCCUGAGUUGAACAACAAAGGGCAGCUGGUAAGAAGAAAGAAUGAAGAACAAGGCAGAUUAACCUGUAAUUAA